AUGUCUGCUGGUGUGUCUUCACACCAUUUUCACAGAAAUAAAAGUAAUGCAGCACGCAGAACUGAAGUUGAUACAUCACAAAGAACAGGAUGUUACUUUUGUGGAAAUCAUGAACACAUAAGAGCCUUCGGUUACAAGUAUUGGGAGAGGAUUAAAAGGCUCAUAUAUGAAAGAAAAUUCACAUGGAAUAGAUCCCGUAAUCAGAUUUGGGUGAAGAAAGGUGACCUGCAAUCGACUGUUACAAGAUGUACUUCAGGCAGUACUACAUGA
Molecule: messenger RNA, 270 nt
Organism: Arabis nemorensis
Lineage: Eukaryota; Viridiplantae; Streptophyta; Magnoliopsida; Brassicales; Brassicaceae
Source: the annotation of a GenBank genome assembly